Seriola aureovittata is the source of this 1855-nucleotide messenger RNA. RefSeq names its product poly (ADP-ribose) polymerase family, member 12b (gene parp12b). The transcript has 8 exons. Bases 81 to 1436 code for a protein of 451 amino acids. Gene Ontology annotation, molecular function: metal ion binding. The record is from RefSeq and is a predicted model, not a curated record. Lineage: Eukaryota; Metazoa; Chordata; Actinopteri; Carangiformes; Carangidae.
AUGUGUGGUUGUGGACCUGUCGGUCCUCCCCGGUGGAGCCAGGGCGGUUCUCAGUGAGCGGAGGCCGCGGACCGGGCGACAUGUCUGCCUACAGCCGGGAGAUCCUGCAGGCCACCCGCCUGCUGUGCGGCAGCAGAGGCGCCAUGCAGCUGCUGCAGCUGCACCGGAAGCUGCUGCAGCGCUGCGACAUAACCGAAGAAGAGUUCAUACACAUCAUGGAGGGGUGCUCCCGCUUCCUGCUGGUCCGCGGCCCGGCGGGGGACGCGGGGCGGCGGCCGGAGGACUGCACGGUGGUGGCUCAGACGUCCCUGCGGCUGUGCAGGAGCUACGGGCGGGAGGAGCCGUGCGGGGGGGAGGGGGUGUGCGAGCAGCUGCACCUCUGCAGGUUCUUCGUCUACGGAACCUGCAGGUUCGGCAAAGGCAGGAAACCCUGUAAGUUCUCCCACGACGUCCAAUCAGAUCACAACUAUCAUUUACUGAGAGACUGCACACUGCAGGAGCUGAGAGAGGACGAGCUGUUCCUGCUGCUGCUGCAGAAUGACCCCGCCCUGCUGCCAGAGGUGUGUCUGCACUAUAACAAAGGCUCUGGUCCUCACGGCUGCUGCACCUUCAUGAACACCUGCACCAAAGUUCACCUGUGCCAGCACUUCGUUCAGGGCGACUGUCUGUUCGGACUCAAGUGUAAACGGCAACACGCCAUCGACGACCACGGCCGCCACCUGCUGGAGGAGAGAGGACUGAGCGGGGAGAUCAUCCAGGAUCUGCCCUUCAUCUACAGGAACAUCCACCACCUCGCCGCCGCCGCCGCCGCUGCCACUGCCGCCACCGCCACCUUGCCCUCAGAGAAUCGAGUCCCUGUCCCUCAGACUGACGAGACGGACAUCUGUCUGCACUUCAUCAGAAACAGCUGCAGGUUCCACAACGAGUGUCGCCGCGUUCACUUCCACCUGCCCUACAAGUGGGAGGUGCUUGAUGGCAACACCUGGACGGACCUGCAGCACAUGGAGGACAUCGAGCGAGAUUUCUGCGACCCAUCUAAGACACAGAGCUCUGGCGAUCGGCCCGUCGACUUCUUGACGAUGACUCACCAGUCGCGUCGAGUUCGCCGUCUCUCCACCGUUUCCUCGGUUACAAAGCCGCCACACUACAUGCUGACCACGGGGUGGCUGUGGUACUACAAGGGGGACCAGGGGACGUGGGUAGAGUAUGGAGAGCCGGACGACAAGAACCGCACCACAUCAGUGACGUCCAGGACUCUGGAGGAGGUGUACCUGUCUGCCAGGACACCUGAGGUCAAAGUGGUGAAAGGACAGAGAGAGUAUGUCAUCAGCUUCAAAGACAUGUACCAGAGGAACCUCAAACACAACACCAAGAGGAAAGUCCGGCGCCGUCCUCGCUUCGUCUCUGUGGCCGAGGUGAAGAAACAGGCUCAGUAGAAAAACCAAAAACUGAUCUGACCUGGACUGGACUGAGACCUGAACCUGUGCCUUAACUCAGUCCAACAUCUGGAUUAUCUUCUCUGUCACUGACUUCAUAUCUGUUACAUGGACGAGUCUGAAGACCUGAUGAAGACCGUCAGCGGUCUGAUGGUCUGUCGGUCCGUCUCAGACAUUCAUCGUCUCCAGAGAAUGAACCUUCAUCACUCCACUAUGAUCAUUUAUGUAAAUAUGAAAAAUCAUCAACAAUAUCAGUCAGUAAUGUUUUUUACAGUCUAAAGAUGGAGGAGACCAGGUCCUUCGCUGGAGGUUUACGUGUAAUUAGAAGAGUCACUGGGUUUUGAAUGAUGUUCUGGAUCCACUUCAGUAGAAACAGAGACUCAGUCAGAAGCUUCAAUAAAAUCCGUUUGGUCAUUAAA